AUGGCAGAAGAUCCCAUGAUGUUCAACAAAUAUGCGCAAAAUCACUACAACAAGAAAAGGGUUGCUAUUGGUGUCUGGAACAUUGAAAUUCAGUCACCCGAAAAAACCUCCUCCAAAAGAUUUUCUGCAGAAAAAUUCCUGAAACGGGUUGGGGCAAAGGUGGCAAGAGCCUUAAGUUUUGUGUCUUUGAAAAGAUCAUCGCGUAGUAAAGUAUCUUCGUCGAGCCUGGUGAGGUCGAGAUCAUAUGCAGAGAGUGCAUUAGCUCUCGAUUCUCAGAGAGCCGAAGCUGUUGAAGAUUGCAUUGAGUUCUUGAAUUCCUCUUCUUGUUUGCAGAAAUCCAAUUCUGUUUCUUGA
Daucus carota subsp. sativus is the source of this 354-nucleotide messenger RNA. RefSeq lists its product as uncharacterized. The coding region runs from base 1 to 354 and encodes 117 amino acids. NCBI's taxonomy places the organism in Eukaryota, Viridiplantae, Streptophyta, Magnoliopsida, Apiales, Apiaceae. The transcript has a single exon. The record is from RefSeq and is a predicted model, not a curated record.